Molecule: messenger RNA, 534 nt
Organism: Fraxinus pennsylvanica
Lineage: Eukaryota; Viridiplantae; Streptophyta; Magnoliopsida; Lamiales; Oleaceae
Source: the annotation of a GenBank genome assembly
AUGGCACAGAAAACUGAGAAGGAAGAGACGGAGUUCAAGGUUGUACCUGAAACGAUGUCUCUUUGUGUCGUGUGUGGUUUUGCAGGGAAUUCCGCCACCAAUAAUUUAUGCCAGAAGUGUUUCAACACAACGACAACAGCUUCAUCCUCCUCCGCUGACGCUGCCGCUUCUUUUGAGGAUCCCACGUCAGCAGCCGGAGCUAAGCAUGAUACUCUUUUGCUUGGCGAGAAAUCUUAUAGAUCUAGCUCUCCUUUGAGGUUUUCUCUGGUUAGGGAUGUACAGGAGACGACUGACGAUCUAAAAAAGCCCGAUUUAACUGAUGGUUUGGUAGUGAAGAGGCAGGUAAAUAGGUGCUCCGGUUGUCGAAGGAAGGUAGGGUUGACCGGAUUCCGAUGCCGUUGCGGCGAACUUUUCUGCGCUGAGCAUCGGUACUCCGACAGGCACGGUUGUAGUUACGACUACAAGGCUGCCGGACGAGAGGCCAUAGCGAAGGAAAAUCCGGUGGUAAAAGCAGCCAAAAUUGUCAAGAUCUGA